ACUUUCUUACAUAGUUAUUUUUUGUUUCUUGAGCUCAAGUGAUUUAUCCUCAAUACUGUACUAAUCAUGUCCAGCAUACAAAUGUGUGAGACGGAAAUCAGUGAAACUGAGAAAAGUCAAUAGAAGAUCAAGAACACUAGUUCUGGAUACCAUGAAAUUUGGGAAGCAUUUAAACUGAAUACAAACUAGCUUACUUACGUUUUAUAAGAGCAAAUAAUCAUCGUAUGUGACAGCAUUUACUUAUAAGGACUAUGUGAAUCUGCUACAUAUACACAACAUAAUAAUAUUAAACAUCUGGCACAAAAUUCAAAGAUGAUACUUGUGAAGUCACUAAGAUUGAAUUCUAUUUUGUAGCUUAGCAGAUUUGUCAGUUACCUUGGUCAGCUGCAAAAAAAAAAAUGUCAGUAAAUAUCUAUGACCGGAAGACAUUUACAACUAGAAUUUUGUGUCUGCAGCUGUGAUCUCUUCUUAUCUGAAGGAGAAGUGUCAUUUACUGUAUUCUACCUAUGCCGUCACGUUACUGCUAAGCACCCUCGGAAUACCACCCCACAAAAAAGGAAUUUUCAGCUUGCAUUUUUACUAAGAUCUAUGAUUAGAAGUCAUGCAUAAGGUCCAAUGACUGACCCACUUGGCCUUUGGUUACUCAGGAAAGUUCUCUUAUGAGUACAGCAUACGACAUGGUGGUCUUUCAGUUUUGACAUCUCAACCUUGAUGCAAUAAAUAAUUGAGCAUUUACUAACAUUCUUGGCAGGAAAAAAGGAUUUUAUAUUAUUGCUUAAUGGAAAGGAGGUUCCUCACCUUUGCCGCUGCUGCUGCUCAGCUUCUAUUUCUGCUUGGUCUUCUAAGCUCUACACUCAGCAUCAAUGAAUCAAAACUUCAGUGCAGGGAGAGUGAAAGAGUAGCACUUCUUAAGUUCAAAGAUGGCCUCAGAGAUCCUCAUAGCCUUCUCUCUUCAUGGGAAGGUAGUGAUUGCUGCAACUGGAGAGGAGUCAGCUGCAACAAUGAAACCGAGCAUGUUGUUAGCUUAGACCUUGGAUACCGGCAUCUCUUUGAUGGUCCUAGUACUGCUUGGCGUCUUGGUGGUAACACUAGUCCUUCUCUGCUCGGCUUGAAGUAUCUGAAUUACCUGGACCUCAGCUUCAAUGAUUUUGGAGGGAUUAGCAUUCCAGAAUUCAUAGGCUCAAUGCUAGAACUCAGCUACCUUAAUCUCUCCAAUGCUGGUUUCAGUGGGAGGAUACCUGCACAAAUAGGGAAUCUCUCAAGUUUACGGUACCUUGAUCUGAACUCAAUUUAUUCUUUGCAUACUUUGUAUUCUGAUGAGCUUGAAUGGGUCUCUCAUCUUUCUUCAUUGCAAUAUCUUGAUAUGAACUCAGUGAACCUUGCGAAGACUAAUGAUUGGUUUCAUCCAAUUAAUAUGAUUCCCUCUUUAUCGGUUUUACUUCUACCCAAUUGUCAGCUUAAAGAGAUGCCGACAUCACUCUUGUUUCACAAUCUCACAUCUCUUGUUACUCUUGAUCUCUCCAACAACCAAUUUGAUUCCAUGCUCCCAAGCUGGUUGUUCAACAUGAGCAGCCUUGAAUACCUUAACCUUCAGUUCAAUCACUUCCAAGGUUCUAUACCUGAUGCUUUUGCAAACAUGAGUUCUCUUGAGAUCAUUCAAAUCAGAAACAAUGAAUUGCAUGGACCUAUACCUCAAUCCAUAGGCAAACUCUGCAACCUGAGAUCACUCGAUCUCUCACAUAAUAAUAUCAGCGAUAACGUGUUGGCAUUGGCAGUAAUUUCAGGUGGUUGCGCUGGUGACACUCUGGAGAAUAUAAAUCUUAGAAGCAAUGGUCUGACAGGCAACUUGUCAGAUUGGUUAAAGAAGUUGAAAAUGUUGUCUAUUCUUAAUCUUGGCAACAACUUGCUUCAAGGCUCUAUUCCACCAUCAAUAGGAAACAUAUCUACAUUGACAAAUCUUUUUCUGAGCCACAAUAUGUUUAAUGGAACUCUUCCUGAGAGCUUCGGGCGUCUCUCAGAGCUUACUCUGCUUGAUGUUCCUUAUAAUUUACUCUCCGGAGUUGUGUCCGAAGUUCACUUUGUAAAUCUUUCCAAGUUGGAGCAGCUGAGCUUGGCUUCAAACUCCUUGGCAAUCAAUAUGAGCUCGGACUGGAUUCCUCCAUUCAGACUGAGAUUUAUCGGGCUCAGCAGUUGCAAACUCGGACCCAAGUUUCCUCCAUGGCUACAAACACAAAAGAAUUAUUUUAUCAUGGAUUUGUCAUACUCGGAGAUUGAUGAUACUGUACCUGAAUGGUUGUGGACAUUAUCUCAAGAGAUUGAUAUGCUGGAUAUUUCUCAAAAUCGGAUUGCUGGAAAUGUGACAAAACUGAAAUUCCACGUUGUUCACAUCCUUGAUUUGAGUUUCAACAAUCUUGAUGGCCCUUUGCCUUCUCUUCCUUCUAGCAUUGAAUAUAUUGAUUUCUCUAACAACUUGUUUUCGGAGACUCUUGUUCCAUUCUUCAAUGAACAAAUGCCGAUACUUUCUCAUUUGUUUCUGUCAGGCUAUCAUAUUCAUGGUACAAUUCCUGCAUCCAUAUGUCACUACUUGGAGCUGUACGUUCUUGAUCUCUCAGACAACCUCCUGUCAGGAGAGCUCCCAGGAUGUUUGGGUGAUCUUGCAUCAUUGGCAGCAAUGAACUUUGCGAACAAUGAUCUGUCCGGACAACUUCCUCGCAGUUUGGGAGCUUAUAGUUGGCUUCAGUCACUGCAUUUGGAUAACAAUUCCUUCCAUGGGCAGCUCCCUGUUGCUUUGAGAAGUUGCACUCGCUUGGUUACACUUGAUGUUGGCAACAACAGACUCUCAGGAAAGAUACCAACUUGGAUUGAUAUUGGACCUCGCCAGUAAUAGUCUAUCAGGAACUAUACCCCACAUUUUUGGUAAUCUCCCUGCAAUGGCACUGACACGCAAGCCAAAAGAGCGAA
This is a messenger RNA of Dioscorea cayenensis subsp. rotundata (Guinea yam), 2961 nucleotides long. RefSeq names its product receptor-like protein EIX1. Bases 779 to 2884 code for a protein of 701 amino acids. The record is from RefSeq and is a predicted model, not a curated record. Lineage: Eukaryota; Viridiplantae; Streptophyta; Magnoliopsida; Dioscoreales; Dioscoreaceae. Gene Ontology annotation, molecular function: protein binding. The transcript has 2 exons.